AUGCCCCAGCAACAAAAGACUCCGAAAUCGAAAGCGGCCGGACCGCCGGCCGCCGAUUACAAGGCGAUCGCCGAGCAAUACGCCCGAGCAAAGAAGCAGAAGGAGCUCGAGGAGGCAAGUCGGACGCCUGAGGAGAUACAGGCCGAGAAGGAGAGGUUGGCGUUGCUGGAGAAGCAGCGGGAGGUCUUUGAGGCCCGGCGCAAGGACGUGUACGAGCGCAGGUGGUGGUGGACCGUUGGCUUCUGGACCUGGAUGCUGCUGCUACACGCCGUCGGCAUCAUCUUCUUCACGAGCGGCUUCCUCUUGACGCGGCUGGUGCUGGACGAGAAGUCCAACUGCACGGCGCCGCCUCUGGACCUGGUGUCGAGCUGGAAGGGCCAGGGGACUGUCGAGGGCGGUUGCUGGCACCCAAAGUCAUUUGACAAGACGGUCGUUAUUCUCAUCGACGCGCUGCGAUACGACUUUACGGUGCCUGUAGACGACAACGCCCCGUUUCACAAUGCAUUCCCCUUCUUGCAUGAGACGGCGGUCAAGUCCCCCGAGAACGCUCUCCUGCGGCCCUUCAUCGCCGACCCGCCGACAGCAACACUCCAGCGGCUGAAGGGCCUGACCACCGGCACACUUCCGACAUUCAUCGACAUUGGCAGCAGCUUCGGUGGCAACGCUAUCGACGAGGACAAUCUGCUUAUGCAGUUGAAGGACGCUGAUAAAAAGAUUGUGCACCUUGGAGACGACACUUGGCUGUCGCUGUUCCCUGGCUACUUCGAGGCGAAUGUAAGCAAGGCUUACGACAGCUUCAACGUUUGGGACCUGCACACGGUUGACAACGGCGUGAUUGACCACCUCUUCCCUCUCCUCAAGAAGGAGGAGAAGGGCAAGUGGGAUUUUCUCAUUGGCCACUUGCUGGGCGUUGACCAUGCGGGACACCGAUACGGACCGAACCACCCGGCGAUGACAGCCAAGCUCCAGCAGAUGGAUACUUUCAUCCGCCAGCUUGCUGCCGAGAUCGACGAUGACACCCUCCUCGUCGUCAUGGGAGACCACGGUAUGGAUAGCAAGGGCGACCACGGUGGAGAGAGCGACGAUGAGGUCGAAGCGACGCUGUGGAUGUACUCCAAGCGCCCGUUCUUUGGCCGCACCAAGCCCGAGUUCAAAGAGCCACCCAGCACGGCGAAGAUUAGGCCAGUCAACCAGAUCGACCUCGUACCGACCCUGGCGCUCCUCAUGGGCAUUCCCAUCCCGUAUAACAACCUGGGAGGCCCCAUCGAGGAGGCAUUCGCUGGCAGGAAAGGCAACAACUGGAACAACCUUGCGGCUGUGUCCCGGAUGACGGCUGCCGGAAUCCAGCGUUACCAAGACUCGUACUUCGCCGCUCGUGGCAUUGACCAGACCAAGAGUGCUACCGCGAGCCAGGUGUCACAGCUCUGGAAGAAGGCCGAUCGCUCCUGGCAGUGGAAGUCUUACCAAGAGGCAUACGGCUUUUUCAACAUGUUCCAGGAGGAGACUCUGCGAAUCUGCAAGGACCUUUGGGCCCGCUUCGAUGUGCCCAAGAUGGUCACCGGUAUCGUUGUGAUGGCUGCUGGCGUCGUAACCCUCCUGGUCUACGCCUCCCGCGACGACGAGGAGGAUUUCGCCGUCCUCGACGAUCUCGAGCUCGACUUGGCAGAGAAGAAGCUGGAGCUUCAGGGAGUCAAGCCCGACUCCGCCGCAUCGUACAAGACUGCCCACAAGAAAAUCGUCCUCACUGCCAUUCUCGGCGCCGUUCCCGGUGCCCUAGCUGGAACUGUCUACUCCAUCUUCACCACGCCCGACGACCUCAUCUACGCCAUCGCAGGUGCUGCUUUCACAAGUGCCAUCGGUGUCCUCUUCUCGCUGUCAGGCCUUGGCAAGACCGUCUUGAACCUCAUGCCUAACAAUGUCUGGGGCUGGCUUGCGGCGACCUUCACUGUCAGCCAGUCGAUUGGCUUUGCCUCGAACUCUUACACCAUUUGGGAAGACUCAAUCCUUCUCUUCUUCAUCACCACCUUUGGCGUGGCGAACGUUAUGGCCGCGUUCUCGGUGCCUACCAUGAGGGAGCGCACGAUGGCAAUCUACCACUCUGUUGUUUUCGUCGUCCUGGGCAGAGUCGCGUCCUUCUCGAAGCUUUGCCGAGAGGAGCAGAUGCCGUACUGCACUUCUACGUACUACGCCUCGGCGACGUCGUCAACCUCGGCCACUUGGCAGUUGGUUAUCCCCUUUGCUGUUGCUCUCAUCCUGCCCUCCAUCAUCAAGUCAUUUCUCCUACCCUCUAGGUCUUGGGAGGGACUUGCGCCUGCUUGGAUUGGUUACGUCUACCGCAUCGGCCUGUUCAUGUCGGCUGCCUACUGGGUACUCGAUGCCGCUGACAACAACGAAUGGAUCCCCGGCUUGCCUGCUCAGGCUAUCAAGACGGCAGGAGUGUACCUCGCCCAAGUCAUUCUCGCUUUGGUGUUUGUCGCUGGAACCACUGCGUUUGUGUGGGCACCGCCCUUGGUUUCCAUUCUCACGACGCCUGGCAAGAACGGCAACACUCAGAUCACGGUCCUCGGCUACGGCAACACCAACGGUGCCAGAUACCUUCUCCUCCCUAUGAACAUCGUAGGGGCCUGCAUCCUACUCUCCAAGCCCAUGGGAGGUGGUGCUCUGGCACUAUUGUUCUGGCAAAUCAUGGCUCUCGUUGAGAUCCUCGACCUGAACAACCUUACGACGGAGGCCAUUGGCCCCGUCAUGUUGGGCGUCCUCGGCAACUACGGCUUCUUCAGGACGGGUCACCAGGCUGCCCUCAGCAGCAUCCAGUGGGACAGCGCUUUCAUUCCACUGUUCUCUAUCCGAUACCCCUGGUCCCCUAUCAUCGUCGCCCUGAACACUUUCGGCGGCCAGAUCAUCGCUGUCGUCGCUGUUCCUCUCAUCGUGCUCUGGAAGGUCGGUCCCAAGAGGAAGGGCAUCCUUGAGAGCGUCAGCCGGGCUCUGGGUAUCUUCAUUGCCUACUUCGCGGUCGAGUCUCUGGCGACAAUGAUGUGGGCCGGCUGGCUCAGGAGACAUCUCAUGCUGUACAGAGUGUUCAGCCCUCGCUUCAUGAUGGCGUCAACACUUCUUCUCAUCAUUGAUCUCGUUGCGCUCGUCAUCACGCUUAUCGGUGUCAGGUCCAACACCCUAGCCGUGAGUGAGGUUUUUGGAUGGACCGAUUAA
Molecule: messenger RNA, 3207 nt
Organism: Colletotrichum chrysophilum
Lineage: Eukaryota; Fungi; Ascomycota; Sordariomycetes; Glomerellales; Glomerellaceae
Exons: 1
Coding region: 1-3207 (1068 amino acids)
Biological process (GO): GPI anchor biosynthetic process
Cellular component (GO): endoplasmic reticulum membrane
Molecular function (GO): mannose-ethanolamine phosphotransferase activity
Source: RefSeq, a predicted model, not a curated record